CUUUGUACUUAGCGCAAGAAGAUGCAAGUUCUAAUCCUGCAUAUUUCAGUUGCAAGACAUACAGAUGGGAAGCCGGUGUCUCUGUCUCCGCUGGAGUCCCAGCCUCACAGCCCCCGGUACACGGCGUCCAGCCAGCGGGAGCGCGAGAGCCUGGAGGUGCGCGUGCGCGAGGUGGAGGAGGAGAACCGCGCGCUCCGCCGGCAGCUCAGCCUGGCCCAGGGCCACGGCCCGGCCCACCGGCGCGGCAACCACUCGAAGACCUACUCCAUGGAGGAGGGCACCGGAGAUAGCGAGAACCUUCGGGCCGGCAUCGUGGCAGGCAACAGCUCCGAGUGUGGGCAGCAGCCGGUCGUGGAGAAGUGCGAGACAAUCCACGUUGCCAUUGUCUGUGCCGGAUACAACGCCAGCCGGGAUGUUGUCACCUUGGUGAAGUCUGUCCUGUUUCACAGGCGGAACCCCCUGCAUUUCCACGUCAUCGCCGACUCCAUCGCCGAGCAGAUCCUGGCGACGCUCUUCCAGACCUGGAUGGUGCCUGCCGUGCGAGUAGACUUCUACAACGCGGAUGAGCUCAAGUCUGAAGUUUCCUGGAUCCCCAACAAACAUUACUCUGGGAUUUACGGUCUGAUGAAGCUUGUCCUCACCAAGACUCUUCCUGCCAACCUGGAGAGGGUCAUCGUCCUUGACACAGACAUCACCUUUGCCACCGAUAUUGCAGAGCUCUGGGCUGUGUUCCACAAGUUCAAAGGUCAACAGGUCCUGGGCCUCGUAGAGAACCAGAGUGAUUGGUACCUCGGAAACCUGUGGAAGAAUCACCGCCCUUGGCCUGCCCUUGGAAGGGGCUACAACACAGGAGUGAUCCUGCUGCUUCUGGAUAAGCUGCGGAAGAUGAAGUGGGAGCAGAUGUGGAGGCUGACUGCAGAGAGGGAGUUGAUGGGCAUGCUCUCCACAUCCUUAGCUGAUCAGGAUAUUUUCAACGCUGUCAUCAAACAAAACCCCUUCCUCGUGUAUCAGCUCCCCUGCUUCUGGAACGUGCAGCUGUCAGACCACACCCGCUCUGAGCAGUGCUACAGAGACGUGUCUGAUCUAAAGGUCAUUCACUGGAACUCCCCCAAGAAGCUGCGGGUGAAGAACAAGCACGUGGAGUUUUUCCGCAACCUCUACCUGACCUUCCUGGAGUACGACGGGAACCUCCUGCGACGGGAGCUCUUUGGCUGCCCCAGCGAGGCUGACGUCAACAGUGAAAACCUCCAGAAGCAGCUCUCUGAGCUUGAUGAGGACGACUUGUGUUAUGAAUUCCGGCGAGAGCGUUUCACCGUCCACCGAACCCACCUGUACUUCUUGCACUAUGAGUAUGAGCCCACUUCAGACAACACGGACGUCACCCUGGUUGCUCAGCUCUCCAUGGACAGGCUCCAGAUGCUCGAGGCCAUCUGCAAGCACUGGGAGGGGCCCAUCAGCCUGGCCCUCUACCUGUCGGACGCUGAGGCCCAGCAGUUCCUCCGCUACGCACAGGGCUCUGAGGUGCUCAUGGGCCGCCACAACGUGGCCUACCACAUCGUGUACAAGGAGGGCCAGUUCUACCCCGUGAACCUGCUGCGCAACGUGGCCAUGAAGCACGUGGGCACGCCCUACAUGUUCCUGUCCGACAUCGACUUCCUGCCCAUGUACGGACUCUAUGAGUACCUCAGGAAGUCUGUCAUCCAGCUCGACCUUGCCAACACCAAGAAGGUGAUGAUCGUCCCUGCGUUCGAGACGCUGCGCUACCGGCUCUCCUUCCCCAAGUCGAAGGCAGAGUUGCUGUCAAUGCUGGACAUGGGGACCCUCUUCACAUUCAGGUACCACGUCUGGACUAAAGGCCACGCACCCACAAACUUUGCCAAGUGGCGGACCGCCACCACGCCUUACCGGGUUGAGUGGGAGGCCGAUUUCGAGCCGUAUGUUGUCGUGAGACGGGACUGCCCUGAGUACGACCGGAGGUUUGUGGGCUUUGGCUGGAACAAGGUGGCUCACAUCAUGGAACUGGAUGCCCAGGAGUAUGAAUUCAUCGUGCUGCCCAACGCGUACAUGAUCCACAUGCCUCACGCCCCUAGCUUCGACAUCACCAAGUUCCGGUCCAACAAGCAAUACCGCAUCUGUCUCAAAACCCUGAAGGAAGAGUUUCAGCAGGACAUGUCCCGCCGCUACGGCUUUGCCGCCCUCAAAUAUCUCACGGCCGAGAACAACAGCUAGCACCAAGAAGCCCAUCACAAGGGAGAGACGUUCUACAAGGGGGGAGAGCCACUUGCUGUUUGGGGCCCAGCCUUCAAACUCAAAUUGAGCACC
Messenger RNA from Physeter macrocephalus (sperm whale), 2322 nucleotides. It is a transcript of the gene LARGE1, whose product is annotated as LARGE xylosyl- and glucuronyltransferase 1. Gene Ontology annotation, biological process: protein O-linked glycosylation via mannose. Gene Ontology annotation, cellular component: Golgi apparatus. The coding region runs from base 22 to 2229 and encodes 735 amino acids. Gene Ontology annotation, molecular function: xylosyltransferase activity; glucuronosyltransferase activity. The record is from RefSeq and is a predicted model, not a curated record. The transcript has 14 exons. NCBI's taxonomy places the organism in Eukaryota, Metazoa, Chordata, Mammalia, Artiodactyla, Physeteridae.